This is a messenger RNA of Williopsis jadinii, 723 nucleotides long. RefSeq names its product ubiquinone biosynthesis protein COQ9 (gene COQ9). Gene Ontology annotation, molecular function: lipid binding. Bases 1 to 723 code for a protein of 240 amino acids. The transcript has a single exon. Lineage: Eukaryota; Fungi; Ascomycota; Saccharomycetes; Phaffomycetales; Wickerhamomycetaceae. Gene Ontology annotation, biological process: ubiquinone biosynthetic process. The record is from RefSeq and is a predicted model, not a curated record. Gene Ontology annotation, cellular component: mitochondrial inner membrane.
AUGCGAACCAUUGGUCUUGGAGCUGUUCCUAAGGUUGUUAGAUCGUACCAUUCGUACGAGCAUGAUGAGGACCCGUUCUUCAACAAGGAGAGCCCAAAGUACCGGAUUCUGGAGAAGGCGAUGGAGUUUGUUCCCGAGUAUGGGUUCCAGCACAAGGCCAUCCUGGAGAGCUCGAGAACGUUUGGGUACUCAGAUGCCAUCCAAUCGUUGUUCCACAACGGCACUUUUGACCUGAUCAAGUUCCAUUUGGUCAGAGAGAGAUUGAGAUUGACCGAGGUUGUCAGUAAGACCGAGGAGUUUAAGCAGUUAUCGGACGAGAAUACCAAAGUGAAGUACCUGGUGAAGAAGAGAUUGGAAGGUAACGUUCCUUACGGGAAGCACAUCACUCAGUUACAGACCUACCUCGUGCUACCACCAAACAUUGGUGAGGCAUCGGAAGAGCUGCACAAGCUGAGUGAUGAUAUCAGAUUCCUAUCUGGCGACAGUGCCAACGACUUCGCCUGGUAUUCAAAGAGACUCUCGCUGAGCACCACCUACGUUGCACUGGAGACCUUCAUGGCGCAGGACAAGUCUCCAAACUAUACAAACACCUUUGAACUCGCAGACAAGAGACUCUCUAACCUCGGUGAUCUGGGCCAGGUCUACAAUGACGUUGAAGAGUUUCUGUUCUACACGGUGAACAGUGGACUGAACCUGAUUAAGAGCCAAGCAACAAGAGGUUGA